AUGCCUCCUCUCGAUACCGAAGCCCAGUUCAAAUUUCUGCUGUGCUGCAUCAAGCACUCGGCCGCCGGAAAGGUCAACUUCGAUGCGGUCUCCAAGGAGCUGAACAUCGUCACCAAGGCAGCCGCUGCCAAGCGCUACGAGCGUCUGCUCAAGGCGCACGACAUCAGCACCAACAACAGCCCGCGCAAGGCAGCUGGCGCUGGCCGGAACAAUGCCGACAGCGACAGCCUCGAUGGCAGCGAGGCCAGCCCGAAGACGCCGGUCAGCAAGAAGCGCAAGCGCGCCGGUGGUGCUUCGGCCUCCCGGGCCGCCUCGACGGUCAAGCACGACGAUGAUGAGGAAGACGAGACUCCGGUGAAGAAGGAGCGUGCCGUGAAGAAGGAGCGCGUCCCCAAGAAGGAGGAGUCCGACGAGGACGCCAAAGUCAAGGGCGAGGAUGACGGUUCGUUCAAACCCGGCCUGCGUGAUCCCGAUGCUGGUGACAUUGCGAUGCGCGACAUUCCCGAGGCGUUUCCACGACGAGGACAGGACGACGACCAGACUCGGGAUGCAGACGACACCGGCAAAGACGACUGCGUCGUCGUCGGCGAGCGGUCUGUCCCGGUCUCGGUCUUGGUCCCUGCGACGUUCCCAGCCCCGGUUGCAUGCUCCAACGGCUUCGCCUGUGCCCACCACGUUGCCAGCGGAACACCGUCGCAAUUGCCACCACCGACACGCGUUUUUGGAAACCUUGAUCCCUUCCAUUGCCGCGGUGCUAACGUUGGCUUCCCGCCGCAGGUGAUGACUUCGACUCGGUGUAGUCCCGCAUCCGAGCUCGGCACAGGCGAUGCUACACCCUCAUCGCUUGAUCAACGGCAGUGGAGCACUCCCCCAAAUCUCGGCAACCCGUUUUGA
This is a messenger RNA of Thermothielavioides terrestris NRRL 8126, 894 nucleotides long. RefSeq lists its product as uncharacterized. Bases 1 to 894 code for a protein of 297 amino acids. The transcript has 3 exons. The record is from RefSeq and is a predicted model, not a curated record. NCBI's taxonomy places the organism in Eukaryota, Fungi, Ascomycota, Sordariomycetes, Sordariales, Chaetomiaceae.